Messenger RNA from Astrephomene gubernaculifera, 3931 nucleotides. The record is from the annotation of a GenBank genome assembly. Lineage: Eukaryota; Viridiplantae; Chlorophyta; Chlorophyceae; Chlamydomonadales; Astrephomenaceae.
GAGUGAUCAUCCAUAACAAGUUCCGCUCUGUAUACAUAAAUACAACGUGUGUACCUUGGCAGUGCUUUUCCUUACCGGCUAGCUCUAGCGGUGUUAGGUGUCGACGUUUGCAACACACGACAUUCUUAUUGCUCAUCCGACCGUUCUUACAGUUAGCUGAAGGGCACCUAGCUGUAAGGGAUAAAAUACAGUUCGACAUAGUUUGCCAUCUGAAUGGCGGAGGUCGAGGCUCCUGCUCAGGAGCUGUGCCUUCGCUGUCAUAAGGAGCCGAUCAAGUUUAUGACCCUUCCUUGCCGCCACCACACUCUGUGCACGACUUGCGCUGCUCGUGUAGCGACAGGUGGCAAGUGCUUCCUUUGCCACAAGUUCUUCCAACGCCUCAAGCAUAUCCCUGCUCCCGGUGAGGAGGAGGAAGAGGAAGAGGAGCAGCAGGAGACUGACGACGACGAUGACGACGACGAUGAGGAUGCCCAGGACGCAUCCAAACCAGCACAGUAAUGCCGUCGCACAAAGCGACGGAGCCGCGAGCUCGACCUCGAUCCAACGCAAGGCACGAAAAAGUUACCAAGGCCACGGCCGCCGACCUUUCCAGUACAAACCUCAUGGCAAUGUGCUGCCAGCGGUGGCCUGUGUCGGCAUGUUGGCUGCAUAUGCGGGCUUUAGGAUUGCUCUGUUACGGCGCAGAAUGGGCCUGCCAGGGCUGCCAUCGCUUUGGUCGCGAGCGUCGUGCAUGCUUGCAUCCAUUGCCGGACAUCUCCAUCAGCCCACCACAAACAGAACCUCCAGCCACGAAAAAGGGGAAGGUGUAAGCAUUGGGGCUGGCCAUGCUGUAUACUUCGUGCCCCUGCCGCCAAGGCUGCCCGCUGAUCAGAUUGCGGCAGCGCCGGAGUCGGCAGUAGCAGCAGCAGCAACCUCAGCUGUGGCACCGGGGGUUGCAGCAGUAGCAGAAACGACGGUGACAGGGGAGGAGGCAGCUACAGCAGCAGCCGAACCACCGCUGGAGGUUCGUGUGGUUGACUUGCGGCGGGUGACAGGCGCCGAGGAGCUGGCAGCGGCUUUAAGUGGCCUGCCAGGGACACAGCCAUGGGGGUGUUGUGGGGGCCAGGACGGGGAAGGGAAGCCAGAGCAGGAGAGCUUGAGGGAGGCCGGGACAGGGGGAAAGGAGAGAAGCGGGAGUGACCGUGGGAAUGGCCGACGGCCCGGAAGCGACGAGGAACUGCUGAAACAGCAGCAGCAACAUCAGCAGCAGCAGCAGGGGUGCAGGGUGAUGACGCAACAAGGAGGCGGGAAGGAGGAGGAAGAAGAGCAGGAAGAGGAAGAGGAGGAGGUGGUUGUUCUAGGGCUGGAUGCCGAAUGGGAGCCGGAGCUGCUCCCGGGGGUACGACACAGGAUCUCUGUGAUCCAACUGUCAACGGCCAACCGCUGCUGGGUGUUGCAACCCGGCGACUCGUCCAAUGAGGCACCGAAUGUCGCUGCAUCGUCAUCUUCCUCGUCAGCGGCGCCGGUUGUAACGGCGGCAGCCUCAAAAGAGGCAGCGGCGGCGGAGACGGCGACACCGCAGUCGCCUCCGGCGCCGCCGCCCGGUGGUGGCGGAACGCUUCCUGCGGAGGUUGUGCGGCUGAUGAGUGACCCACGGGUCAUCAAGGCAGGAGUGGGCAUCCAAGAAGACGUUCGGAGGCUGGAGCGUGACUUUGGCGUGCAGGUCCGGGGCGCAGUGGACAUCCGCCUGCUAGCCCAGCGCGUCGCCCCCGCCAGCCUGGCAGCCGGCAGCAGCCUCCGCGCCCUCACCGCCUCCCUCCUGGCCCGCCAGCUGGAUAAGGCACCGCAGCGAAGCCACUGGGCGGCACGGCAGCUGGAUGCAGCGCAGAUCGCCUACGCAGCAGCUGACGCUUGGCUGUCACGGCAGUUGCUCGUACGGCUGUACGACAUGUACUGCGAACAGCAACGACAGCAGCAGCAGUUGAUGCCGUUGUCCUCCGUACGGCAGGAGCAUGGGCAGGAACAGGAACAGGCGGGCCAGGAGCAGCAGCCGCUGUCUUUACAUGAGUUCGUGGCUCCGUUCUUGGACGUGUUCAGCGGGUUCAAGACCAAGAGGGUUGAAAAGGUGCUGCCGGGGAGUGCUGCUGCCGCUGCUGCUGCCAAGGCUGCCACCGCUAUUGGCAAGGCUGCCACCGCUGCUGCCAUGGGCGCCAGCAGCAGUGGCCUCUCCGCUGCUAAGGCCCCCGCUGCUAGCGCCGGUGUAGCAGCGGCGGUAACAUCUACUGCAACUGCUGCCUUCAGGGAUGGUGCCGUCUUGCGCAACGGCGUUGCAUCGUUGUCGUCAUUGAACACCUCGAACAGUGACAGCAGUAACGGUGACGGCGCUGGGUGCGGCGGCCCCAGCAGCGCUCAACAGCAACAGCAGCAACAGCGGCGCAAGGAGCGGAAGCUGCCUACACGCAAGUCGGUGCUGUAUGAGAACUGUCGGCUGCUGGCUCCCGACGGCGCAGUGCUGUGCACCUGUGGAGCCAAGAAGGUGCGCUGGUAUGUGGAGCGGGGCCUGGCCCACGUGGUUUCGGAGCACCCCACCACCAUCCAACUCGUCUUUGAGCCGCGCGGCCGCGGGCACGCAGACGACGAGUAUUACCUGUCUGACAAGGAGAACCGCUGCUGCGUGUGCGGCUCCGGCGGCGAGUACCUGCGUCACAGCGUGGUGCCGCACUGCUACCGGCAGCACUUCCCGCCCUCCAUGAAGAGCCACCUGAGCCAUGACAUCGUCCUCAUGUGCCCGCCCUGCCACAAGACAUGCAGUGUGUGCGAUCAGCGGCGCAUGGAGCAGCUGGGACGCCAGUUCUCCGCACCCCUGGGCCCCGCCACUGCUGCCAAGUUCCGACACGACAGUGGUUUGGGCGCGGUCCGCAGCGCGGGGAGAGCGCUGAGCAACCCCAAGGUAGUCAUCCCGCCCGACCGGCGCGCCGAGCUGGAGCAGCAGCUGCUGCAGCACUUUGGUGUGGCGCAGCUGAGCCCGGAGCUCAUUCGGGAGGCGGCCAACGUAGACCCCCGGCAGGAGGAUGACACCUGGCGCAGUCACGCGGAGAUUGUGGUGUCGACGCUGCGGGAGCGCGGCGGGCGCGGGCAGCUGGAGGAGUUUGUUCGCGGUUGGCGGCGUCACUUCCUGUCCACCAUGCGGCCCCGUCACAUGCCGCCCCACUGGCGGGUGGAUGCGCGCGUGGCUAAUAGUGCUGCACCGGAGGAGGAGCAGGAGGAGGGAGAAGGGGAGGAGGGAGAAGAUGAUGCGCAGGGGGAGGGAGAUGAUGGGAAGGAAGAGGAGGAGGAGCAGCAGAAGGCGGUGGGGGAGGAAGGAGAGGAGUAAGGACAGGGGAGGAGCAAGGAGAGAGCAGAUGAGCUGGCGGAGGGGGUGAAAACAGAGGAAGAGGAUAACCGUGUGGCAAGGACGAGGAUGGGGAAAGGAAGGGAGUGUGAAGGGGCCGGUAGGGGAGCCGGUGGGAACAACGGGUGCAACCAAGUGAAGGGGACAUGGAGUGUGGUGCCGGUAUUGGAGUGGCCCCUGGAGUGACCCCUGGAGGUGCAGGGGAGCGCAUCCGCGAGCAAGGCGCAUGUGAUCAUGCGUGCGUUGGAAGGUACUUUGAUGAGGUGCUGACGUUACAGCUGUGAAUCGUAUUCGGGUGUGCAGUGCGAGCAGUGGCACGCGCCGGUAAAGCAGUAGUAGUAUGGGGGUAAGGCGGCAGGGCGGGGUAGCGGCGGCGGUUUGCCUGUUUGAUAGCAACUAUGUGCUAUGCGCUUGUAUCUGCCCUGUACGAAUGUAGUGCCGCGCACCUACCUUGCCGCAGGCCGCCAUACAUACCACACUUAAGCGGUCUAUUUGGAACUCGCAAGUGCGCAGUUUUCUUGAAACAAGCGUGCUUAAAAGUUUGUAAGUAGGCGGGAAAAG